Molecule: messenger RNA, 2386 nt
Organism: Brassica oleracea var. oleracea
Lineage: Eukaryota; Viridiplantae; Streptophyta; Magnoliopsida; Brassicales; Brassicaceae
Product: probable LRR receptor-like serine/threonine-protein kinase At1g53430
Exons: 4
Coding region: 77-2161 (694 amino acids)
Biological process (GO): protein phosphorylation
Cellular component (GO): membrane
Molecular function (GO): protein binding; ATP binding; protein kinase activity
Source: RefSeq, a predicted model, not a curated record
UUUGCUUCAAAAACCAAAGAUAUUCAUUUUCUUCUUCACCACUCUCCAUCUCUCUCUCUCUUCUCCACAACCAAACAUGGCUUCUCCACUCUCACUCUCCCUCAUCCUCUCCAUCUUCCUCUUCCUUUCUCCUUCACUAUCUUCCUCAUCAGAGCUCGACAUUCUCCUCGACAUCAAAUCCUCUCUUGACCCUCAAAACCGCUUCCUCACGUCAUGGACUCCCGACGCCGACCCUUGCUCCCCCGGCUCCUUCGACGGUGUUGCUUGCGACGGAAACCGCCGUGUAGCUAACAUCUCUCUCCAAGGAAUGGGCCUCACCGGAACUAUCCCUCCUUCUAUCGGUCUUCUCACUAGCUUAACCGGUUUAUACCUUCAUUUCAACUCCUUGACCGGUCAGAUUCCUAAAGACAUCUCAAACUUGCCUCUCCUCACCGACUUAUACCUCAACGUCAACAAUCUCUCCGGCGAAAUUCCUCCUCAGAUCGGAAACUUAGACAAUCUUCAAGUGCUUCAGCUAUGUUACAACAAGUUAAGUGGGAGUAUACCGACACAAUUAGGUUCUCUCAAGAAGAUAACUGUCUUGGCUUUACAGUACAACCAACUCUCCGGCGCUGUGCCUGCGAGUUUAGGCGAUGUUGGUACGCUGACUAGGCUAGAUUUGAGCUUCAACGAUCUCUUUGGUCCUGUUCCGGUGAAACUCGCUGCUGCUCCUUCGCUUCAAGUUCUAGACAUUCGCAACAACUCCUUCUCCGGCUUCGUUCACUCUGCUUUGAAGAGGCUUAACAGUGGGUUCCAGUACUCAAACAACCACGGUUUAUGCGGAGAUGGGUUCAUAGAUUUAAAAUCUUGCACCGGUUCCAACGUACCGAACCUAAACCGUCCCGACCCAACAAACCCAAAGAGUUUCAUAACAACCAACGAUGUGAAACCAGAGUCUGCAGUAGUACAAAGAAGCAACUGCAGUAACAACAACAAUGGCGCGUGCUCAUCAAAAGCCUCAAAGUCCUCAUCUCUAGGCAUCGUCAUGGGACUAAUAGGUUCAAUACUCGCAGUUGCAAUCUUCGGUGGCUCAACGUUCACAUGGUACAGAAGAAGGAAACAGAGGAUAGGAAGCAGUCUCGAUGCUAUAGACGGUAGGGUAAGCACCGAGUACAACUUCAAAGAAGCUUCUAGAAGAAAAAGCUCUUCACCGUUGAUCAGCUUAGAGUACGCCAACGGUUGGGAUCCCUUAGGGAGAGGACAGAACAGUGGUAACAACAGUGCGUUGUCUCAAGAAGUCUUUGAGAGCUUUAUGUUCAAUCUCGAGGAGAUUGAGAGAGCGACUCAGAGCUUCUCUGAGGUUAAUCUGUUGGGGAAGAGUAACGUCUCUUCGGUUUAUAAAGGUGUACUUAGAGAUGGCUCUGUUGCAGCCAUCAAAUGUAUAGCGAAAUCGAGCUGUAAAUCCGAUGAAUCGGAGUUUCUCAAAGGGUUGAAGAUGUUGACAUUGCUGAAGCAUGAGAACUUAGUGAGGCUGAGAGGCUUUUGCUGCUCUAAAGGGAGAGGUGAGUGCUUCCUUAUCUACGAGUUUGUCCCUAAUGGUAAUCUUUUGCAGUAUCUUGAUGUGAAGGAAGAGAGUGGAGGAGAGGUUCUUGAAUGGACUACUCGAGUCUCAAUCAUAAAUGGAAUCGCUAGAGGCAUUGUUUACUUGCAUGGAAAAAAUGGGAAGAAACCUGCAAUAGUUCACCAGAACCUAUCAGCAGAGAAGAUUCUCAUUGACCAUUGGUACAAUCCCUCUCUUGCUGAUUCCGCUCUUCACAAGCUUUUCACGGAUGAUAUCGUUUUCUCGAAGCUCAAAGCGAGUGCUGCAAUGGGAUACUUAGCUCCUGAGUACAUAACUACAGGAAGGUUCACUGACAAGAGCGACGUCUACGCCUUUGGUAUGAUUCUGCUGCAGAUACUCAGUGGUAAAAGCAAAAUCAGCCAUUUGAUGAUUUUACAAGCUGUAGAGUCUGGACGACUGACUGAAGACUUCAUGGAUCCGAAUCUUCGAAAGAGCUUUCCCGAGGCAGAGGCGGAGCAGCUGGCUAGACUUGGUCUUCUCUGCACUCAUGAAUCCUCAAACCAGAGACCAUCCAUGGAAGAUGUUAUGCAAGAACUGAAUAAACUCGCCACGAGUUAUUAGUUUCCAGUUAACAAGAUUUUUUGCUUACUCCCACCAAAAGCUUUCAGACUAUCACCACUUCCUGAAUGGUCUUGUGGGAAGCUUUUAAAUCUGUUUAGGUUCCCCCCAUGAUGUAACAUAUUUUCUCCUUGUAACUGUAGCUGAUGUACUUAGGCUGUAAAACAAGAGCUUUUAAGACAUUUUGAAUGGUCUUGUGGGAAGCUUUUAAGACAAAUAUGUUGAACA